AUGCUGCCAGCAACAAGAGCAGGGCAAACCAGAAGGGAUGAGAGAGAUGAUGAUCAAGUGGCCACAGCUGCAGGCAAUGGUCAAGAGGAGGGUUGGCUCACGCAGGUAGUUAGAAUUCUACAGUUAGCAAACCCGGCACUGACAGUGGAGGAGGCAAUAGUACGGGCGAUGGGAGAGAUGGAAAAGAUCCCCAAGGAUGUUUCGAGCUCAAUUGCCCAUAUUAAGAAACUUAGUGAUAGCAACUGGCAUACCUGGGAGCCUACUUUCAUCGACUCACAAGAUUGGUUCUACACCAACUCUGUCGAUGCACUCAAGACAGCCAAACCAGAUUGUAAGUACAAUGAAGCCUACCAUGCAUUAGCAAAGAAGCAACAGGAUGGUGAGGUUACUGGCCAUAUUAGAGGAGCAGCAAGGGUUGCCACAGGCACAGACCAGGCGGAGCAAGGACCCAGGGGCAGGUGCGACCCUCACAACCCCUCGGCCCCUCCUAAGUGCUAUGCUUGUGGAGGGCCUAAUCACAUUGCUCGCAACUGCACAAACACCAACAACAACUCUGCACCGAGUAUGGGCAGACCCACCACCAAUCCAGCACAGGAAGCGAUGAUCGGCGGAGAUAAGCAACCAACAUCAGAUACCUGGAUCAUUGAUUUGGGUGCAACACACCACAUGGUGAAUGAUGAAAGAAUGCUACUCACCUCGACAAGCAAGGAUGGUCAGAUCUGUAUGGCUGGAAAUGAAAGGCUUCAAGUGAAGGCCAUAGGAGAUGCCUCCCUUCGGGUUGGCAAUGUAACCAUUCAACUAUUGGAUGUGCUCUAUGUGCCGGAACUUAAUUCUAAUUUAUUAUCAGUACAAGGUUUGAUCAAGAAUGGUGCAUGGGUAACUUUCGAUGAGUUUGGGACCAUCAUUAAGCAAAAUGAUGGCACACAAAUACAAUACAAGAGGAACAGAAGAAAAGGGCAGUUCGAAGUGCAGGGAAAAGCACUAGCCCUGGAGUUGGAAGAGACACUCAACAAUGUCCCAGAGGACAACCAGAACACAGGAAGACACAAUGAUGUCCCAGAGGAUGAUAAGAACACAGGAAACCGAGACAACAACUCGAAGGAAGACAAAGAUAGCUACCUCUGGCAUGAGAGUCAAGGAAAACAGACCCAAGCGCAGAUGAGCCAAUCGGAGUUGAAGAGAGCGGAGGUGCCACUAGAGUUAGUACAUGUAGACUUGAUGACAGAUCUUAAGGGCCAUGCCAACUACCACUACACACUAGUUGCUGUGGACAACUUCUCCUCCCUGAUCUAUGUGGAACCACUCUGCACUAAGAGUGCUGCACUCCUGGCACUGAGAAGGUGGAUCACCAGGAUGGAACAAGCAACAGACAGGAAACUCAAAACACUCUGCAGCAACAAUGGAGGAGAGUGGUGCAGCUUAGGAGCUGAAGACUGGCAAACUCAAGAGGGUUUCAAGUGGCAAAAGAGCAUCCUGGGGAUCAGUGUCCAGAAUGGACAGGCAGAGAGAGUGAUCAGAUUGGUCCAAGAAAAGAUGCACUCAAUGCUCAUUGGUCGAGCUUGCCCCAGAGAGUUGUGGCCAUAUGCAAUCACAGCAGCAGCACAUGUGAUGAACCUCACCCCAUCAGCCACCAAGACCAUCCCCCACAAGGCCUUUUAUGGAACCACUGCACACAAGCUGGCCCAGCAGCUGCAAGUCUUCAGAUGCUUGGCAUGGGUCCAUGUUCAACAGAAGGAUCAGCAGGGCAAGUACAGGGCUAGAGCAAAGCCAGCCAUCAUGAUUGGAUACAAUGAUGAGCACAAAGCAUGGAAGUUUUGCAACCCGGAUCAGCCUGCAUCAAUUCAAUGGAGCAACUCAGCAACAUUCCAUGAGGACAAAGGAUGGAGUGAUUGCCAACAGGAGGCAGUCCAGCCCAUGGCAACCACAGAGGUUGAGGAGGAGGGUGUCACACCAGCCAUAGUGGAGGAACCCCUACCAGCUGUAAACAGCACAGUAGGCGCCACCAACACAGCAGUACUGAACCUGGACCUGACACUUGGGGAAGCAAUGAAUGGUGAGGACGCCCAGCUCUGGAAGGAGGCAAUACAAAAAGAGCUGGAAGGACUCAAGGCAAUGGGGACUUGGGAGGUGGUGAAUCACCCACCAGGGGCACCACUUGUGGACUCUAAGGUCGUGCUUCAGUUAAAACUUGAUGCUGAUGGUGUGCCCAUAAAACACAAGGCACGACUGGUGGCGAGGGGCUUCACACAGAGAGAGGGAAUCGACUACCAGGAAACCUUCUCUCCAGUAGCACCCCUCAGAGCAAUCAGAGCUAUCCUAGCACUAGCAGUACAGAAUGACUGGGAGGUGCAUGCACUGGAUAUCACAAUGGCCUACUUAAACUCCAGGUUAAAAGAAGCGAUCUAUAUGAAACCACCAGAGGGAUCAGGAGUAGCACCUGGACAGGUAUACAAAGUGGUCAAGGGCCUGUACAGCCUAAAGCAGUCUGGGCGAGAAUGGAACCAGGAGUUCGACAGGUUUUUGCGAUGCAUGGGAUUCUUCCAGGUAGAGUGCGCUCCCUGCAUCUACACCAAGGGACGGGGCAAAGAUAUGGCCAUUGUGGUCAUCUAUGUCAAUGAUACAUUAGUCAUAGCACCACGGCUGGAAACAGUCCUAAAGGUCAAGAAGCAGAUCGGUCAGAGAUGGAAGAUGGAAGAUAGUGGCGAGGUCUCUCACUUCCUUGGCAUCAAAAUUAGUCGAAACCAUAUGAUGUGCACCAUGAUGAUUGGUCAGUCAGGGUACAUUGACCAAGUGCUGGCUAAGCACCUGGACAAAUGCACCAAGCCAACCAUGGUUCCAAUGCAGAGCAUACCAGAGGGAACCCUUGUUGCAAGUGCAGCACAACAGAAGGAGUAUCUGGUGAUCAUUGGCAAGCUGCUCUGGGUUGCCAACAGCACCUGGCCUGACCUUAGUCUCACCAUGAGUGUCCUUGCUAGACACAUGCAUGAACCAUCCCAAGAGCAUUAUCAGGCAGCACAACGGGCCUUACACUACCUCGAAGGCACAAAGGAUGUUGGAUUAGUUUAUAGGGGAAAUAUGUCGCAAGAGCCACUGAUUGUGCAUAGUGAUGUGAACUGGGCAAGUGAUGCCACCAUUCAGAGAAGGAGUACAUCGGGGUCAGUGGUGUUAGUGUAUGGGAACCCAGUAGCCUGGAAGUCAGCAACACAAAAAUGCAUAUCACUGUCUGCCAUUGAGGUGGAGUUCAUUGCAGCUAUGGAAGCAACAUGUGAGGUGCUCUUCCUCAAGCAGCUGCUGCGCUCGAUUGGCAUUGCCACAGGCACCCCAACAGUCUACUCAGACAACACUGGAUGCAUACAGGUUAGCAAAGACCCAGCACAGCACUGGAAGCUUAAGCACAUCGACACCAAGUAUCACUUCAUCUGUAACAAUGUUCAAGAGGGGAGGGUGCAAAUCAAGUACAUGGACACAACAAGGAAUUUGGCAGAUGUACUCACCAAGCCAAUCGGGAGACAGGCAAUACAGCAAGCGAGAUCUGGGCUAUACCUGCAGAUACCAGCAGCAGUGUACAAAACGGAGUCCCCAAGCUAUGUGAUGAUGUUAAAGAAUGGAGGAUAUACCUUGAAACAACAGCAUAAUGAACAGGGUACACAUGCUGUUGAGGGGGGGAGUUAA
Ustilago hordei is the source of this 3672-nucleotide messenger RNA. RefSeq lists its product as uncharacterized. Gene Ontology annotation, biological process: DNA integration. The record is from RefSeq and is a predicted model, not a curated record. NCBI's taxonomy places the organism in Eukaryota, Fungi, Basidiomycota, Ustilaginomycetes, Ustilaginales, Ustilaginaceae. Gene Ontology annotation, molecular function: nucleic acid binding; zinc ion binding. The coding region runs from base 1 to 3672 and encodes 1223 amino acids. The transcript has 5 exons.